GGACUUCGUCCUCUCACCCGAGGCGAAUUUCUCAAACGCAUCAACUUGGCAGCCAGCUGAACUGGGUAGUCGAAUCCUUAAAGGGCCACGGCAUCCGCAUCGGCGCUACGCUCGAGUACCUUCUGCGGGGAGUUCCUUUCGACGUUGUUAAGUCUAUUGGGAGGUGGUCUAGUGAGGCAUUCCUCGUCUACUUGCGUCAGCACGCAGUAAUCAUCGCACCCUAUAUCCAGGGCACCCCGGUCAUGGAUGCUUUCACCCGAUAUACCAUGCCCCCACCUCGUUAGGAUUUAACACUUAGUGAGUAUUUUGUUUAUCCCGCCCAUUUCCUUAAAUUGUGGCAUCUAAGACUUCGCUUGUCGCGUCACUGGACUCCUUAUACCCGGGAAUCACAGCUCAUCUUAGAUUGCUUUUCUCAUAGGUACCGGCACUUGUUUCAGUCGAAAAACCCUUCGGGUUUUUGCCCAAACCUAUUCCCAGUUCCUCUAUCUCUAAAUACAUAUCAUCAAUUACUUCUCGUUUUCUGAUCCUUCGGAUCAGAA
Molecule: messenger RNA, 539 nt
Organism: Phlegmacium glaucopus
Lineage: Eukaryota; Fungi; Basidiomycota; Agaricomycetes; Agaricales; Cortinariaceae
Source: the annotation of a GenBank genome assembly